GAAAAAGGCCGCCGUGGCCGCUCACAGGUUUCUCUCUGCUCUUACAAAAAGUAGCAAUAGUCAGUUUUGACCUAUCUUGAUAAAAAUAGACGAACUUGAAAAAGUAGAACCAUUUUCAAUAGAAUGACUUUACUUCCACCAUGGUAGCGCUGCUGCUGCCACCUGCCAAACACGUGUAGCGCAACAUAACCCAAAUUUUUGACGCCUGUAGCAUUUAAUAAUAUUUAUUAAGGGUCUCCCAUGUUCAUUGCAACUAGUUCUCGCUGUCGUGAUCAUGGCAAAGAUCUUACGAAAACGUGCUAAAACGGGAAGAAGCACAAGAGAGCAAUUGGAGUUGCUCGAUAAAUCGGAAUUAAUUGAUAAAAUACUGCGAUUGGAAGCUCACACUGAGCAGUUAAAAGUGUCGAUCACAAAGAAUACUGACAUUAAAUCAAAGAAAGAGGAGACCUCAUGGAAAGUAAGAAAGACAUUUGAUUUUUCACGAUGUCACAAGAGGCAUAUCUUGUUGAAGUUUUAUUAUCUUGGUUGGGACUAUCACGGUUUCACUGUGCAGGAAGAUAAUUGCAACACCAUUGAGCACCAUCUUUUCGCGGCUUUGUUGAAAAGCUGCUGCAUAGAAUCUCGCGAGAGCGCGAAUUACCAUCGUUGCGGGCGCACUGAUAAGGGUGUCAGCUCGUUUUCGCAGGUGAUCUCACUGGACAUACGCAGUAAGUUGGCACCCGAGGAUCAGGGCAACCUUUCAAAUGAGUUGCCCUAUUGUAAAAUGCUGAAUAGAUUGCUGCCGACGAACAUAAGGUGUGUGGCGUGGUGUCCAGUUGCAUCUAAUUUCUCCGCGAGAUUCGAUUGCAAAUAUAGGAGAUACAAAUACUUCUUUCCGAGGGGCAAUUUAGACAUAGAUGCCAUGAACAAAGCUGCCAAGUACGUUGUAGGAGAUCAUGACUUCCGUAAUAUUUGUAAAAUGGACGUGGCCAAUGGCAUAAUCAAUUUUAAAAGAACCGUAAUUGACGCAAAAGUGAGCUUUGUUAAUGAGCAGAGCAUGGAAAAAUCCACAGGCUAUGAUAUGUGUGAAUUAGAAAUCACAAGUCAAGCCUUUCUGUGGCAUCAAAUUCGUUGUUUAAUGGGCAUCUUAUUAUUGGUGGGGCAAAGAAAAGAGGAGCCUGAAGUAAUCUUGAAGCUAUUAGACACAGAGACUUGUCCACAGAAACCGCAAUACAAUAUGGCUCAUCAAGUUCCAUUGAAUCUCUGGCAUUGUGAUUACGAAAAUAUAAAAUGGUUUGUCGACGAAAAUGAAUUGUUAUACACCAUUAAAAUACUGCAACAGGAUUGGGCUCUCAAUACUAUAAAAUCUACAAUGAUUAAAAAUAUGUUGAUGGAACUGAAAAAUUCUGUUAACUGUGUAAAUACUGAUUUUCAAAGUGAUUGUCUGCUUCUCGGAAUACAGUCGAAAAUAUAUCAUCCACUGAUGUUAAGAGAAAUGUGUGACAGUUUGGAAAGUAAAAUUAAACAUUACGAGAAGAAACGAAAAUUUGAAGUCAUACAUUCCGAGGUUACAUAGCAUAUGCCUAUACUAAUCACAGAACUUGUGUAAAAUAUUACACACAUAACUAACAGUUUUAAAUACACACAUGUUUUUUACUGUAAAUAUUACAUACAGUGUCUUAACUUUUUAUUAUAUGCGAGAGGGCUUUGUCUAGCCUUAUUGUUCGUCAAAUUUCGAUAGCGAUCGAGAAUUGUCCAAAAAACAUUAGAUUUUACAGGAACGCUGUGCGAAGAGAACGCCGAUAGGCCUGCAAUAAUACACGCGAAACGACGAGCGACACUUUUGCAAAGUAACAUUAUAAAUUUUUAUAAUCUACGAAAAUCAAAAUAGAUCGAACAUGAAUUUUCUGUGCA
Molecule: messenger RNA, 1893 nt
Organism: Solenopsis invicta (red fire ant)
Lineage: Eukaryota; Metazoa; Arthropoda; Insecta; Hymenoptera; Formicidae
Product: tRNA pseudouridine(38/39) synthase
Exons: 7
Coding region: 275-1555 (426 amino acids)
Biological process (GO): tRNA pseudouridine synthesis; mRNA pseudouridine synthesis
Cellular component (GO): nucleus; cytoplasm
Molecular function (GO): pseudouridine synthase activity; RNA binding
Source: RefSeq, a predicted model, not a curated record